AUGAGUGACAAGAUAGAGAGACAUACUUUCAAAGUCUUCAACCAGGACUUUAGUGUUGAUAAGAGGUUUCAGCUCAUUAAAGAAAUAGGGCAUGGGGCUUACGGUAUAGUGUGUUCAGCGCGGUUUGCAGAAGCUGCUGAAGAUACCACGGUGGCCAUAAAGAAAGUAACGAAUGUUUUUUCAAAAACUUUACUGUGCAAGAGAUCAUUACGUGAACUAAAACUAUUAAGGCAUUUUAGAGGCCAUAAGAACAUAACAUGUCUUUACGACAUGGAUAUUGUUUUUUACUCAGAUGGCUCUAUCAAUGGCCUUUACCUUUAUGAAGAACUUAUGGAGUGUGACAUGCACCAAAUCAUUAAAUCAGGCCAACCUUUGACGGAUGCCCACUACCAAAGUUUCACAUACCAAAUAUUAUGUGGUUUGAAAUAUAUUCAUUCCGCAGAUGUCCUGCACCGUGAUUUGAAGCCCGGUAACUUACUUGUCAAUGCCGAUUGUCAGUUGAAAAUCUGUGAUUUUGGAUUAGCAAGAGGGUACUCUGAAAACCCGGUAGAGAACAGUCAAUUUUUGACGGAGUACGUGGCCACCAGAUGGUAUAGAGCUCCGGAAAUCAUGUUGAGUUAUCAAGGUUACACUAAGGCAAUUGACGUAUGGUCGGCAGGUUGUAUUUUAGCAGAGUUCCUUGGUGGAAAGCCAGUUUUUAAGGGUAAAGAUUACGUUAACCAAUUGAACCAAAUAUUACAAGUUUUGGGAACGCCUCCUGAUGAGACCUUGAAGAGAAUUGGUUCUAAAAAUGUUCAAGAUUACAUUCACCAAUUAGGAUUUAUUCCAAAAGUACCUUUUGUUAAUUUAUACCCAAACGCCAAUGCACAAGCCUUGGAUUUGUUGGAGAAAAUGCUCGCGUUUGAUCCUCAAAAGAGAAUGACCGUUGAUGAGGCGCUAGAACACCCUUACUUGUCUAUAUGGCAUGAUCCAGCAGACGAACCUGUUUGUAGUGAAAAAUUUGAGUUUAGUUUUGAAUCCGUCAACGACAUGGAGGACUUAAAACAAAUGGUUAUACAAGAAGUGCAAGAUUUCAGACAGUUUGUAAGACAACCAUUACUAGAAGAGCAAAAGCAGCAACAGCAACAGCAACAACAACAGCAACAGCAACAGCAGCAAAUCCCAGAAACAAAUAACGGAAAUAUGGAAAUGGCAGAAGAAGGAUACUCAAAACAAAUGGCUGUACCCUCAAACUCUGUUCCACCACAACAAGAGUCAUUUGGUAUCCACUCCCAAAAUUUGCCAGGGCACGAUACAGAUUUCCCUCCCCGACCUCAUGAAAAUAUGAUGGAGAUGAGGUCUGCCCCUGGGCCCACCCCUGGAAUCCCGUCUCAAGAUGAUAAUGACACAUUUUUAGAUCUUGAAAGAGAACUGGAAUUUGGUUUAGAUAGAAAGUAUUUCUAA
This is a messenger RNA of Saccharomyces eubayanus, 1443 nucleotides long. It is a transcript of the gene SLT2, whose product is annotated as mitogen-activated serine/threonine-protein kinase SLT2. Gene Ontology annotation, biological process: intracellular signal transduction; protein phosphorylation. Gene Ontology annotation, molecular function: ATP binding; MAP kinase activity. The record is from RefSeq and is a predicted model, not a curated record. Gene Ontology annotation, cellular component: cytoplasm; nucleus. Lineage: Eukaryota; Fungi; Ascomycota; Saccharomycetes; Saccharomycetales; Saccharomycetaceae. The transcript has a single exon. Bases 1 to 1443 code for a protein of 480 amino acids.